Oldenlandia corymbosa var. corymbosa is the source of this 2112-nucleotide messenger RNA. NCBI's taxonomy places the organism in Eukaryota, Viridiplantae, Streptophyta, Magnoliopsida, Gentianales, Rubiaceae. The record is from the annotation of a GenBank genome assembly.
AAUUUUGGGACGAAGGAGUACUCAAUAAAAUUGAUUAUAUAUAUAUAGCCUUUUCACCUAGCUCAGAACUUCACCAAAUCUCCAUCUUUUCCAGCUCUCAAGAUCAAGCCUUCCUUCAGCCUUGAUUGAGUUGAUUCUAUUUACAAGAUUUACAGAUCGAAACCAUGACUUUUCGCCAUUCCUUUGAACCCGAACAAAAUCAGGUACUUGUGGAGAUGGAGGCUGGAAUGUUGAAAAUGACGUUGAAUCGACCCCGGCAUUUGAAUAGCCUCACUCAUCAAAUGGUAUCGCAGCUGAAAAAUACUCUACAAGAACAUGAGUUUGAUCCAAAACUGAAGCUUGUAUUGAUUAAGGGAAAUGGAAAAGCAUUUUGUGUUGGUGGCGAUGUUACCAGAUUAAUUCAAGUUAUUUUGGCUGGGAACUGGAGUUAUAGUGGCCUCUUCUACCGCAAACAACUCAUGUUGGAUUAUCUUGUGUCCAUUUACAACAAACCACUUGUCUUUUUCGUCAAUGGAGCUGUGAUGGGAGGGGGCGCUGGACUUUGCCUAAAUGGAACAUUUCGUGUUGUUACCGAAAAAACUGUGUUUGCCAUGCCAGAGGUCUCAAUAGGACUGUUUCCGGACGUUGGAGUUUCCUAUUUUCUGUCUAGGUUGCCUGGGCAUUUGGGUGAGUUUUUGGGGCUAACGGGUACUAAACUUGAUGGCGCGGAUAUGCUUUUUGUUGGACUUGCAUCUCAUUUUGUUCCAUCUAAGGAUCUUGAACAAUUAGAAUCUGAGCUACGCAUAGCCGCCUCAAAUGGGACGCAACUUAUUGCUGAGGUGAUCAACAAAUUUGCAAAAGUUCCGAAUUUAAAAACAAGCAGCCCUUGCAACAGAAUUGAAACAAUUAACAAUUGCUUUUCGAGGAACACAGUGGAACAAAUACUAUUCUCCCUUGAAAAUGAAGGUGCUAAUAAUGAAGACAAAUGGAUUGCCAAAGCAAUUGAUUCUAUCAAAUUGGCUUCACCCACAAGUUUGAAACUAACUCUAAAGAUUAUAAGAGAAUCACGAUCUAAAACUCUAAAGGAGUGUUUAGCCCGUGAUUAUUUGAUGGCAAUGCAUUUUGGAGUAGGGACGGUCAAUGACGACUUCUUGGAGGUACUAUUUUUUUUUUACUCUCUUGGAUAUAUAUGUGUGUUUAUGUGUUUCUCUUUUAUAUCUAUGUGCAAUAAAAAGUAAUUAUUCACCUUCUUCAACUGUUUAAUGUAGUAAUAAAUAACCUAUUUUGCUUUACAGUAAAGUUAUUUGUUUUUAACCUUGUUUUGUAGGGUGCAAGAGCAAAAUUCUUUCAGAGAGAUACGAAACCAAAGGUAUUUUUUUUAUAAAAAAAAAAACCUUGGAUUUGAUGGCAUAUAGAGCAGUUACUUAAAGUAUUAUUUUGUUAAUUUGUAUUACUCCUUCUGUCCGAAAUAAUCAAAUAAGGGUUGGUUUCUUGAAGAGAGAGAAUGUGAUUAAUUUAUCAAAACUGUCCUAUAUCCUCCAAUCUUAUGACUUCUUCAAUUUGCAUUCCUUCAAAACAGUGGAACCCAUCCAAACUGGAAGAGGUCACGGAUGAGAUGAUUGAACAAUUUUGUUCUCAAAUUUGUGAUGAAGAUUGGGUAGAAAUGAAGCUCCCAGAUGAGUGUGUUUCCAAGAGGAGGAGGAAUUCAAAGCUUUGAGUUACUUAUAUUGUAACUUUCAGAUCCCAAAGUCCAUGGCAAUCGUUUGUUCAAAUUAAGUAACCACAAACUAAUUACUUCUCCGCAAUGGAGUCCUUGAGAUUUUGGUUUAAACUAGUUUCCCGUAUUGAAUCAAUGUAGUUUCAUUGCACGAUCUUUUAUUUGUUUUGGGAUAUCUUCAUGUUUGAAUUUUAAAUAAAGGAGACUAUUUGUUGAACGAUAAAUGUCGACAUACCAAUAAAAUGUACGUAACACACUAGAUCAACUAGCAUGUAAAAGGCAGGGAUUAGGGAUUAGUACUGGGGCGAAAUAUAUAUUUGGGUCCCUUUUUUUCUUUGUUCAAAUGAAAAAACACAAUGUAAUAUUUACACUCCAAAAAUAAGAUGUUCAGCUAACUAAACAAUAUAGAACUUUCA